AUGUCGAACGAAGCUCCCUAUGAUCCCUACAUCCCCAGCGGCCAGGCCGCACCUCAACAGGGCGGCAACAAUCGAACGCAGGCGUUACAAGCUCAAAUCGACGACACCGUUGGUGUUAUGCGAGAGAACAUCAACAAGGUCUCCCAACGUGGCGAGCGUCUCGAUGCCCUGCAAGAUAAGACCGACAAUCUAGCCGUCUCUGCCCAGGGCUUCCGCCGCGGUGCCAACAGAGUUCGCAAGCAGAUGUGGUGGAAGGACAUGAAAAUGAGGAUGUGCCUGAUUGCUGGUAUCAUCAUCCUAAUUCUAGUUAUUGUCAUCCCUUCCGUCCUCGCAAGCCAGGGCAAGGUCUAA
Messenger RNA from Daldinia childiae, 351 nucleotides. RefSeq names its product Synaptobrevin like protein 1. The transcript has 3 exons. Bases 1 to 351 code for a protein of 116 amino acids. Gene Ontology annotation, molecular function: SNAP receptor activity; syntaxin binding. The record is from RefSeq and is a predicted model, not a curated record. Gene Ontology annotation, biological process: vesicle-mediated transport; vesicle fusion. NCBI's taxonomy places the organism in Eukaryota, Fungi, Ascomycota, Sordariomycetes, Xylariales, Hypoxylaceae. Gene Ontology annotation, cellular component: SNARE complex; plasma membrane.